Molecule: messenger RNA, 882 nt
Organism: Ruditapes philippinarum (Manila clam)
Lineage: Eukaryota; Metazoa; Mollusca; Bivalvia; Venerida; Veneridae
Exons: 1
Coding region: 1-882 (293 amino acids)
Source: RefSeq, a predicted model, not a curated record
AUGACGCAAUCUGGAAACAUGCAACAAUCAAUGACAAACUUACCAAGCUACGGGGUACAGGCUCAUGUGGGUAACUCUCCUUCAAGUAAUCCAUACAGCAUUGGUAAUCACCAGUAUAAUGUCCAACAGAAUCCAAACACUUAUAUAGGAUAUACUGACCCCAGUCCGAAUCCUGCUCCUUCACACAAAAUAUCUAAUUCUAUGUCCAAUACGCAAUCCCCGCUACCUUCCCAGCACCCUACAAUUGCUCCACCAAACUAUAUCCCUGUGUGCGUUGGCAAUAACUCAGUUCAGCAUACACAAACAGGCUUUUCUGGGCCUGAGUGCGACAUGUCAUCUCAUCAACACAUCAUUAGUACUGAUACCACGAGCAUCCCAGUAGUUCCUACACAAAUGCACCCUACAGUGCAAUCCACUCAUGUCAUUCAGACUAACACUAUACAGUCAGAAUCCAUGCCGGGUCCUAAGUCAAUGAAUUCCCUUAGUUUUUCCCUAAACUCACAUCUCUAUUUCCAAAAUAUCCACGAAACCCAUGUCAAAUCCCUUCACAGUGAGUCUGUACAUGAAACACUUCCAAAAACACUAAGUGUCGAGAAAGUGAAGCAGGCAUCUGAAUCUAUACAGGCUGAUUACACACAACGGCAGAGUCGUGGGCGUGCACGUAAUCCACGUGCUGCGUCUAAAGUAAGAGCGCAUUCAGCCGUACCAUAUAGACGACAGAGUGUUAGUGUUACGCGGCAUAACAAUCGUAGCUCACCUGUUGCUAUAAAUAGACUUGUUGAGCAGGUAGCUAGUGUGCAUCAUGCGGAACAGGAUAAACCGUGUGGAGAUGGGUUUUCCCCUACUAUGGUCAACAAUAACAAUACAGUCAAGGGUCAGUAG